AUGUGUAACAAUACACAUGUCCACACUCUGCCAUACAAUCAGUGUGUGAGGGUACGCGAGACGAUUGAUGUCUGGUUGAGAAGGCAGCUCAAACAUGGCGAUGAGGUUGAGAGACUCAUACAGGAACUCAGAAGCACUCAAAGCAUAGCGAUGUUGUCGCCCUCCACGAAACCAGAUCGCAGUGCGACAGAGGAGUUGAUGGAAUCGACAGAUGUGCUUGCUGACUACUUUCCGACCGCGAGUACUUCAUCCCCGAGAUUCCUCCCAUUGAGUGAGCAUCAACGAGCGGUUGAAGCGGUGCAUCUUCCUGCACGAGGAGAUGACCAGGAGUUCUUCAGCAGGCAAGGGGGGCAAAGCCUUGAGAUAGCCAGGCUGCCAGCUUUGUUCCAUGGUUGUGGCUUCCAGGUUGCCUGCGUGGCAACAUCCUGGAUGUGUUCUUCCGAAGACUGGGUUGAAGUUUUCUUGUUGGGCUCGCAGUUGUUUGGAUUAGGUGUCUUGGGUGUCAUGACUAACUUGGGUGUCUUUGUUGGCUUGGGCGUCUUGGGUGUCUUAGCUGACAUGGAUGCCUCAGCUUCUUUGCGUGACAGCGGUUGGCAAGGAAGGUAA
Molecule: messenger RNA, 606 nt
Organism: Aureobasidium pullulans EXF-150
Lineage: Eukaryota; Fungi; Ascomycota; Dothideomycetes; Dothideales; Saccotheciaceae
Exons: 3
Coding region: 1-606 (201 amino acids)
Source: RefSeq, a predicted model, not a curated record